This is a messenger RNA of Mercenaria mercenaria, 4007 nucleotides long. RefSeq lists its product as uncharacterized. The coding region runs from base 16 to 1629 and encodes 537 amino acids. NCBI's taxonomy places the organism in Eukaryota, Metazoa, Mollusca, Bivalvia, Venerida, Veneridae. The transcript has 5 exons. The record is from RefSeq and is a predicted model, not a curated record.
UGAAAUUGAUUUUUCAUGCAAGCAAUUUUUAAUCUAAGAGGUUUAUUUGAAGGAUGUUCAUUCUCUUCACUGACAGAUGACACCGAAAGUCUAUCAAGAUUUUUGGCUAACUAUAAAGGUGACAUCAAAAGUGGAACGCAGGCGUAUGUUACCAGUAUAUCAAGAUGGUACGCUGAAUGUAAAGAGGAUGACGAGAGUGAUGCAGAGGAAAAGCAGUUUGCGGACAGCAUUGCAAUGGAAGCCAAGAUAGCAGAUGAAGAGCGGUUUGCGGACAUCAUUGUAAUGAAGGCCAAGUUGGAAGGUAGGCCCCCGAGUGCAUCGGAAUUAGCUGUUCUUUGCCAAACGUAUGGUCGCAAGUCUGAUAAACUUAAACGUAUAUGUGAUACCAUUUGCGAUCAUAUUAAAGACGAAUGCAAGCAUAUCGUAAACGUUUGGCCAUCAUACCGACCGCGCGAGGAGAAUAUCAUUGUAUUUUGUGUCAUUACCGACUUUCCGUGUGAAAGAAUCAUUUGCCCCUAUUCUGUGGUACAACGCGCCAUUGGAGAAUAUUCAAUCGAAGAAAGAGAGAUUUUGAAACAGGAAUUGAACAGAGGUUUGGAUUUUACAGACGAUGCUGUAGAACGCUGCAUUGAGAAAAAUGCUGACAAGUUUAUGGAUAACCAUAAAAAUUUGUCUGUGAUGUCCGCAAGUUUGCUGAAGUCGGAAAAGUUUGGGACUAGUUUAGAAAAGGUAUCACAACAGGUAUGCAUUGUUCUUCUGGUUCCAGUAAAAGGUUUAAUUCCGUUGUCUGAGGAGGCAUUCCCGAAAUUUAUUGUCAAUUUUCCCGUGGAUGUUCGAGAAGGGAAUUUCAGGUAUAAAUUUGGCGGGAAACCAAACGAUAGGCACGAAUCAUUGAAAAUGGGGUGCGCAAUACAUGGCGACGAACCAGGAACAUUAGGUGGGUUCCUUGACCACAAUGAACAUGGUAUUUGUUGUUUAACCGUUGCACACGUAAUGUUGAACGUACCGAAGAUGAAAAGAACUUUUCCAGGACAAUAUAUACCAGAGUCUUCUGAAUUAUGUUAUCAGCCAGAACCACCAAAUGCAUUUGGCUACCUUAUCAAAGCGAUAGCAAUAGAAGGAAACGAAGACAAACCUGGAAUAGAUGUUGCACUUGUGAAAAUAGACGAAAGAAUUCCACUAAGUGGACGUUUUCCUGAUGCUGAAACUGAAAAAUUGUUAGAAGCAGGGUAUUCAUCUACACUUGAAAUGCAGUAUGAUACCGGAGAAGUAUUUGAAAGGUCGGAAAUUCCUCGUGGUAAAUUGGUUUUGAAAUAUGGUCAGGCUACAACACUCACUGAAGGUGUAGUGCGUCUAAGAGGAUUUGCUGUGAGAAAUGUGAAUUUCUACGACAAUAGUGAGGGUUACAAAUACAUUUUGACAAAGCAGAUUCAGGUGCGCCAUAUCAAAGAUGCCCCUUUUAGCGAAGAUGGUGACUCAGGUUCACUGGUAUUCGUAAAAAGAAAUGAUGGUCGUCUUGUAGCAAUAGGAAUGUUGGUCGGAGGAACCGACAGUUAUGAUGUUGUUACUCCAAUAUGUGACAUUUUAAGGGAGUUAGACACGGCUUUGUCUUUAAAACAAUUUCCAUAAAGCUGAGUGUUUAUAUUAGCACGGCAAGUAAUGUUCAAAAUUACCGAGUAUGCCACUGGCAAUACCCAGACAUGUAUCUCAAGGACAAAUCAAGCCAAAUCAAAUAUUUUUCCGUGCCUGGUCCAUAGCUAUAUUAUUUAUUAUUUAGAGGUUAUGAUACAGGGAUGGUGUUCCUUAAGGCGAUAUUGGCAUUUUAGGCGAGGUAUUCAAAUACAGAUCUGGUAUGCCAAUAUUGUCUGAUGGCACACCUGCCCUCUUUUAUAACCUUUUAUUGCAUAUAUUCCAAUUUACUGUUAAAAUGAAAACGUGAUGUAAAUAAUUCAGUGCUUAACAGCGUUACUGAACGUUGUCUGAUGACGUUGACGUCAUUUCCUUUCAAACAUAUGUUAUGAAUUCAUGCAUGUUUUUAGCUCGACUUUUCGAAGAAAAUGUAGAGCUAUUGCACUCGCCCCGGCGUCGGCGUCGGCGUCGCCGUUGGUUAAAGUUUUUGAUAAAGUCAAAUAUCUCUGUUACUAUCAAAGCUAUUGACUUGAAACUUAAAAUAGAUAUUUACUAUCAAAGUCUACACCAGGAAAAACAAUCCCCAUAACUCUUAUUUGAAUUUUGACAGAAUUAUGCCCCUUUUUAACUUAGAAUUUUUGGUUAAAGUUUUUGUUAAAGUCAAAUAUCUCUGUUACUGUCAAAGCUAUUGACUUGAAACUUAAAAUACUUAUUUACCAUCAAAAUCUACACCAGAAGAAACAAUCCCCAUAACUCUGAUUGAAUUUUGACAGAAUUAUGCCCCUUAUUAACUUAGAAUUUUUUGUUAAAUUUUUUGAUAAAGUCAAAUAUCUCUGUUACUAUUAAUGCUUUUGACUUGAAACUCCAAAUAGUUAAUUACUAUCAAAGUCUACACCAGGAGACACAAUUCCCAUAACUCUGAUUUGAAUUUUGACAAAAUUAUGCCCCUUUUUAACUUAGAAUUAUUUUUUUUUAAUUUAAUAAAGUCAAAUAUCUCUGUUACUAUUAAAGCUUUUGACUUGAAACUCAAAAGAGUUAUUUUCUAUCAAAGUCUGCACCAGGAGACACAAUUCCCAUUACUCUGAUUUUAAUUUUGACAGAAUUAUGUCCCUUUUUAACUUGGAUUUUUUUUACUGGCAAAGCUCUAAUUCAGAGUCAAGCACUGAGAAAAGUCGAGCGCGCUGUCUUACGGACAGCUCUUUUUUUAAAUAUGUUUUUACAUUAUUCAUAGUGUUCUUUACAUUUUUACAUGAAUGUUUUUGGGUAUGCUUUACAUUUUUAUAUCAAUGUUUAUGCUUUGCGGUUGGCGUUUGCAAUGUGACUUCUUCUCGGCGAUAUAUGGCCAUUUUGUGUCGAUUCGCCGUAAAACCCAACUCACUCAUGCAUUCAAGGUCGUAGUUUCUUGUAUCUGCCUUAUUUAACCAUGAUAGAAGAAGCAGCUACCGAAAUCAUGUUAAUUUACCGUACUUUAUUUUGUGAUAAUAAAUGUUAGUUUGGAUAUACUUGAGAUCCUGUCAGUUAAAGAAUACAGUCUUGAUGAAUUGCGCAGCCGGAAGUGUGCCAGAUAUCGGUAUCAGGCAUACCAGCUCCCAUGAGCACUAAUAUCGGCCUCAUACUUCUCAUAUACGUUUCAAUUCAGUGCAAUUUUGUAGCUAUAAGUAGUUACAUAUGCAAUAAAGGCUUUUGAUAUUAUUUAUGACAAGUUUUUCUGUGCCUGUUCCUAAAAUAUCGAGGUCAUGCUUGAAGGCGAAAUGUCUUCAUGGUAUGUAUUGUUUAUCAUGCUGCAAAUAUGGCCAAAUAAGUAGCUGAAAACUGGUAGUAGGUGGUCUGUGAAUGUGCACAUCAACUUCUGCAUACCAAAAUGUUCGUCAGAAUAUGUAGUUUUCAGAACUGCCUGAUGCCAGUUUCUAGUCACUGGGCAAAGUCUUCAAAUUCAAGAUGGCCGCCAACAUGGCCGCUAAUACAUGAAAAUGAUACCCAAUGCAUAAAAUUGCAAAAUAAAAGCAUUUAACUGUUGUAAAUUAAUUUGAAGUUAUUAUAAAAAUGUUAAAGUUAUAAAUCUGCAAAAUUAUAUGCAUUUAUCGAUAUGAAAUACAACUUUCUGACACAUUUUAUACCAAUUUUAUAUGGACUUAAAUAUGAUGAAUACUAUUUUCUUGAACAUACGGUCAAUAUACUUUGUUUGUAUUCCUCUAUUUACUGUUGUUCCUUACACAAUGCAAUCCCGUGUUGAACAAAAGAUAAUAAAUUGUAAUAACAUUAUCAUUUUGUUAAAGGAUACAUUCAAAUUAUUGAUAAUAUAUAUAUUUAUAAGUGGGUGGGGUAAUUCAAUAUAGAAUACAAUGUAUAUCUAAUAACAGGUAAAAUAAAAAAUAAAU